AUGGCCACAAUUCUGAAGAAAUGGGGAGCAAUUUAUGAGGCCACGGCUGAAACUAAAAUGGCAAUGCAUGGCAAAUAGAGACCCGCAUCAGUGUAUACUGAUCUGAUUCUUAUUUAUAAACAUGUACAUACAUACAUGCAUGAAUGAGAUUACAGUAUCAUAAAAAUUUAUUAGCCUCAAUCCUAGCGACACACCAAGCUUUUGAUCAUUUCUGUAGUCUUCAGAUAGUCUGAUUCACCUAAAAUAAAGCCUCAACGAAAACAUUAUGGCCGGAAUUUGUCUGCGCCAUGACUGAAAGUUUUCUAAUAUGUGACGACUUGUACGUAGUUAUGACAGGGAAUAUCUGUGUGCGGGUUUAGUGGCGUACGUCAUUUGGAAAGCGCGUUGGUAGCAAACGCUUGUGAUAUACUAGGCAUUACUUGAGUCUGCAACAAUUACAAUUUCGUUUGAUAUUCUGAGGGGUAUGGAUAUGGAUGAGUGUUCUGGAGGAGACUCUGUGGAGGAGGAAGAAGAAGAGGAUGAGGAUUCGACAAGAUCUAAUAGCAGCAGCAGUAGUAGCACCAGCAGUACUGCUGAUACUGGAGAUGACAGCGCUGAAGAGCAGUGUACUAGUGCCUCCGACAGUCAGACCUCCACAGGAGAUAAUGAAAAUUCCGAAGACACCGUGAGGUGGGAAACAUGCGUUGCCAUGGGUACACGAGUAAAGCUUCCACAAGGACUCUGUGAGCAUCUCACAAUAUUUCAAGAAUUAUUUGACUAUUCUCGAAUCUGGAACGAGAAUUUAAGUGAGACCGAUAGAGAAUGUUUAUCUCGGUUUUUACCUACCUUUCCUGAGGACUGUGAUCAAGAUGCAGAGCUUGAGAAAACUUUACACAUGCUGUUCAAUAGAGAAAAUUCGCGGUUUGGCGUUGCAGCUCUGGAUGCAUUCCAUAAUCAUUUGUCUGCUGGUCACUACAGACCUGAUAUAAGAAGAAUGCGUAGUUUAGUACGAAAAGCACAACAAAGACGAUUAGUGUAUGAAGAACGAAAAAGGUCUUAUGAUUUAGCUGGGCAAUUGCUCAAAUCAAGAGAAUCCCUUUUAUCAAACGCUUAUAAGCAAGGGUUCAGUCAACCAACACAUCGGAUAUCUAAAUUCCACUGGCAUAAACCACGCCCUGCAAUGGUUGAGGAAAGAACAAGGCAGCGAUACUUGGAAGAAUUGAGUGCUUUAAGGGCAGAACUUGGAGUAAAUAUGAGAGCCACAAUUGAAAGUUCCUCAGAAGAUGAGGAGCAUUAUUCUCAACAACAGUUAAUCAAUAACAAGAAAAAGAAGAAACGUCUAGCAAUGGCAUUCCAAGGAACGCCUCCAAAAGUUUUCCAAUCAAACCAUGAUGAAGAUGCUGUUAGACCUGUGUCAUCUACUUUCCAUCAAUCAAAGAUAGGAUUUUCUAUAGAAAAUCAUAGUUUGUCACUGCUCGGCUAUGAGCAAUCAGAUGAUGCCUAUCGAUCCAUGUUAGCUGAUCACAAAAAGAGGCGAGCACGGCGAGAUAACCAUCCAGAGUUGAAUACACAGGGAAUCUCCUUAGCUGAAUUAUCCAGGCGAGCCCAAAUUGGACACAAGCAUAAACUACCGUUAAACAAUGCCAUACGUCCAGUGAUUGUCAAGAAACGUAUUAAACUUGAACAACCCUCUUGUCCACCCUCAUCUAUGAAAUCUGCUCACAAUAAUUCUGUGAAACCAGAGAGUGACAACAGUGAUCAUUCUCACACAAUAGAUAAUGAUCAUCGGCAAAUUAUGACUAUGGAUGCAGGCACUGCUUUAAAUUCCGUUAAAGCUGAACCCAUUGACACCUAUGAAACACAACAGCUGCCUACCAAGAAAAAAAUUUUCGUCAAUUCGAGUCCGGGAUUAUCGAAUGCCAGUGGUUCUAUAGCAAUGUCUAUAUCUGAUGUAAAGACCGAGACAGAGGAUCUCGACUAUGACUCAGAGAUUAAAACGGAGGUUAACAUCAGAACUGGUGAUGAGAGAGAAACCGAGGAUGACGAAGAGGAUGACAAAAAACAGCUAAAUUUAGAUGGCAUUGAUAUGAUGCAGAUACCAAUUCAACUAGAUAAUGGGAUUGAUCUUUUGGAUGAUGUCAAGUGUGGCAGUGAUGUUACUCAAGAAGGAGAAGGGAGAGAGGGCGAUCUGAUGCAGGAAACACAUUCCUGUUUCUUUUCUCUUCUUAGGGAUGCAUUUGUAUCAAAGGGGGAAUAUCGAAUGAGUACAGCAGAGAUGAGGGAUGCAGUAAUGCAAUGGCAAGGCAAUCCGAUCUCUCCUCUCAACGACUGGUAUUCUUUGGCCCCUUCUUGGCCUGCCCUUGUUCCUCUUGCUCUUGGGUUUCUCGCUGGAGAGCUGGUCUACUCUUCACAAGAGACAGAUCACCAACAAGAACAAGAGCUUGUCCCAUAUUUGGAGAACAAAGGAAGAGGCGUAUAUGCGUGGAUAGGUGCUGGAAGAGAUUCAGAUUCUCGUUUGGCAACCUAUUGUGCACGUUUCCUUGCCCACAGAGACUCGUUAGGUCCUCCGGUGCACUCUACGAGCAGUACUGCCAUUGCUGCUAAACAACAAGUGCUGCAGCAACAACAACAACAGCCUGCAAACAGCAGCAAUAGUAGUUGCAGAGGUGGAAGUCCUGCUAUAGAAACUUCAGGCAUCGGAGACGGGUCUAUGGGAGCCAUGGGCGAAUGGGAACCACCUAGAGCGUUAUGGCCAACAGAGUGGAAGGUCCGUCCCUCGACUGCUGAAGAGCGGGAAGAGUUCAGGAGGCAGGAACAACUGCGAUAUGCAACGCCACACAAAGCAUUUACAUACCGCAUGCAUGGCUAUGCAUCAGUCGUUGGUCCAGUGAAAGGAAUCUAUCAACAUAAUGUUGCUUCUGGAUUAAACAAACCUCGGGGUCAUUCAUUACUAGUAGCGGAUCGACCGAACUUUGUUACAAUACUCGCACUAGUGAGAGAUGCAACGGCUAGAUUACCAAAUGGCGAAGGGACCCGUGCGGAUAUUUGUCAACUGCUCAAGGACUCGCAAUAUAUUAGAGACCAAGGUGAUCAUGCCGACGGUGGUCAUGAUAAGGAGGGCUAUUUACACUCUGUUGUAUCAGGCGCCCUUGACAGGCUUCACUAUGAAGCUGAUCCCUGUGUUAGGUAUUACCCCAGACGCAAGGAAUGGCUUUAUUUACAUCGAGCCCGAUCUGAAUCUGAAUUUGAAAUGUACCACCAGCAACUGCAAGGUGUGGCAAAAAAUAAGAAAAAUAUUGGAGGAACAUCUCGCAAUAAAUCAGCUAAUCCUAUUAGUAAGCCGGUCAAUGGAAGUAAGGAGCAGCCUCUAAACAAGGAAACUACUCCUAAAAGAGAAAAGAAAAUUUCAACUCCACAGCCUGGUCUUACGAGAAAGGAAAGUCGCAAAGCUGAAGAAAUGAUCGUUGAUUCAAACGAUCAACCUGUACCUGCAGUUGUCCCUGCUGCCUCAACUUCUUUGAAUAGUCCUGCUACUGUAGCCACUGUAUCCGUGAAUACAACCCCCGAUCCACCGAUAGAGAGGGAAAAAUUGGUGACGGUUGAAGUAAAACCACAAUUAAGCGUGCCACCACAGAUGAAGAAAAUUGUUACCAGCAAACCUAUUGCCGUCACUAAAACUCACAUGACAAAUGCUUCUCAGAGUUUGUUACAAUCAAAUCAACACUUUUCACAUCAUCAGAUUCAAGUAUCCACAUCUGCUGGUCUACAAACUAUUCGACUCUCUGGUCAUUCCGUACUUCACACACAAGCGUCUACUGGGUUACCUGUUUCGACAAAUGCUAAUAGCAGUACAAACUCUAAUGUGACGACCAUACUACCUGGAACGAAGGUAUCGCAACAGUUGCAACAACAAACAACAAGUUCUAAUCAAACAGGUAAAAGCAUUUUGCAAGCUGUUAAACAACAGCAACAGCUACAACUGCAACAGCAGCAACAGUCGCAACAGCAACAAGCAAUGCCACAGCAACAACAACAGACGGUACAAGCACAAUCACAGCAACAGCCACCACAAAUCCAACAGUUACAACAACAACAACAGCCGCAGCAACAUGUUCUACCUGGAAAAACCCUGCUCGCUUCUCAAAUCAAACUUGUUAGUUCAGGUCAAAUUAAAUCGCUUUUGACCGGACAUGGAUUACAGGGACAAACAAUAUUUAUCAAACAAUCUGCAUCUCCGGCAACUCAACAACAGUUACAGCAGCAACAAUUAAAGCAACAGCAACAACAGCAGCUCCAACAGCGUCUUGUAAAUAGUCAGCAGCAACAAUCCUCUGGAAUGCAACGUAUAAUUGCCCAAAUUGGUGGUAAACCAAUAGCUGUGCAAAUACAACAGUCGCCGCAUCAGCAACAGCAGCAACAGCAAAAAAUACUCGCUAAAGUUCUCACAAGUGCUGGCGGUGGACAAUUAAUCUCUGUUGAAAGCUUACUAGCUCAAAAAGGAUUAAAAUUAGCUACUGCCACGAGCCAUACAGGCCCCAUAACUCAAGUAAACAAACAAGGAAAACAAGUGAUACAAACACAGUAUCAGGUCGUAUCGCAAGCACAGGGAGUUGCAGGUCAGUCAAAAGUGAUCGUAAGUUCUCAGCAGCAACAACAGCAACCGCAAACAGUACGAAUGGUGGCUGCCCAACUUGCUGGGAAACCAAUCAUGUUGGCUAGCAGUAGUAAAGGUGUAACUGUCGCUGGUGGAGCAACAGGGGUGGUGUUGAGUAAACAACAACAGCAGCAACAACCUAUCAUAUUGCCAAGCCAGUUGCUAAACAUCAAAACGUUGCACGGAUUAAAAGUAAUUCCUGCACCUGCUGGGCUUAAGACAGGUGCUGUCUACGCACGUGUUAUUGCUCCUUCUGUGCAAACUUCGACUGCUAAUCAACAAACGCAGCAACAGCAGCAGCAACAACCUGCUGCGCGAAAUUCGUAUGGCACACCAAGACAAGAAUAAUUAUUUUCGGUUUUUGCUGGUUAUUUCUACAAUCUUAGUGAAUAUUAUAGGAAUUAAUAGUAAUAUAAAUAGUAAUGAAGUGUCAGACCGGAACGCAAAGGAUGUAGAUUGUGCAUAUUUACUUUAUCCAAAAGUAUAAAUUAAUGAUCUUCACUCUCCUUAUAGACACCUAUUGCGGAUUGGUACUUGCCACGCUGAAGUGUAGAAUGUGAAGAGGUCAAUAUUCGAAUUAUUUAUAGAUUGAUUUUAAUAUUCAUAUGUAAGUUAAAUUUAUCUAAACACUAUUGUGGUAACGUUGUGACUGGUGAGUCCCUGAAGUUAACUAAUUCCUAUAAAUCAAAUACUGAAUUCAUAGGUGGAAAGUUAAACCGUGUACAUAUCGUAUAAAAUCUCCCAAUUACAACUAUUCGCUUGAAACUA
Molecule: messenger RNA, 5401 nt
Organism: Athalia rosae (coleseed sawfly)
Lineage: Eukaryota; Metazoa; Arthropoda; Insecta; Hymenoptera; Athaliidae
Gene: NFRKB
Product: nuclear factor related to kappa-B-binding protein
Exons: 15
Coding region: 464-4981 (1505 amino acids)
Cellular component (GO): Ino80 complex
Molecular function (GO): protease binding
Source: RefSeq, a predicted model, not a curated record